GCUCCGGCCUCCUUGUCCAAGAUGGCGGCGGCAGGGGGAGGGGGCGUCGUGCGGCUCCGGCUGCUCUUCGACUACCCGCCACCGGGGAGCCCGGGCUGUUCGCUGUGCUGGCUGCUGCUGGAGCCCAGCCAAGUGCGCCUGGUCACCGACCUCAUCAGCCUAAUCCGGGAAAAGUUCGGCUUCAGCCGCCGGGCUCAGCUCAGCCUCUUCCUGGAGGGGGCGCUGCUGCCACCGACCGAGAGCGCGCGGCUGGUGCGGGAUAACGACUCCCUCAGAGUUAAAUUGGAAGAGGUAGUUGCAGAUAGUUGUGAUGAGAUGGGUAAUGGUAUCACUUAUUCAUCAAGAAAAGAGAGAAAAAGGCACAGGCAAAAGUUGGAAGAGGAGGGGGAGUCUAAAAGUGAAGAUGACAGACACAGAAGGAAGAAGAAGAAGAAGAAACAGAACUCUGAACAUCUUUCUUAUAAGGAAGAGGACUCUCUAAAUGUUCAAGACUCUUGGAAAAAGUCCAAGAAAAGAAAAAGAAAAGAAGAGGUGAAUGGAAGAAAUAGUAUCACAGGAGGUAAGGAUGACAGUGGUCUUGAUGAGUCCAAACAGCUUAAAAAAAAGUCAGAGGGGGAGAAAGAGCCGGAGACAGAAAGAAAGGAUGUUAAGCAGAGAAAGACAAGGGCAGUUAAAGGAAAGACGGUUUUAGAAAAGGCCAACAACAUUUUCCUUCUGAGUCCUAGUAAAAGUAGCACAGUAAAAAACAUUUCAGCACAGUCCAGCAAAAAGAGAGGGGGAAUUUCAGAUUGUGAUUCCUCCAGCACAUCAUCUGACAAUGAAAUGGAUAUGAAACAAAGUAAAUCCUCACAUAAACCUGUGGCAGCAAUCCUACACAGAGACAAAGCCCAACUUGCUGCAAAUUCUGCUAUAAAAGCUGUUGCUGCUAGUAAAGUUACUGCAAAAUCUAAAGAUGAAAAUUCCCCUAAGACUGCAAUUAGUAAAAAAGCUAAACCCCAGUCCUCGAGUUCAGAUUCUGACUCUAGUAUGGAGGAGGAGGAGCAAAGCAAUAACUCGAGAAAUUUGCUGCCUAAAAAUCCACCAAUUGUGAACAUUAUGUCAAAGUCCCCCAAGGCAAAGACCUCCUCUUCAAAGUCUGAUAGUUCAGAUUCAGAGACAUUUGUUAUUAAAAAGCCCAUAGCGAAUGUUGGCUUCAAUAAAUCCUUUGUAAGAAAUGGUGAUAAACAGUUGUCAGCUAGCGAUCAAGGACCAGCUGUAAACCCUAGCAGUUUUGGAAGGGGACUUGGAAGAGGAGAGGAUAACUUCUUCUGGAGAGGACCCAGGGGCCGUGGGUGUCGUGGGAUGAUCCGAGGCCGGGGCUGGGGCCAGGGCCGAAGCCGAGGAGAAAGCAAUAGUGUCUUUUUCAACUACAGCAGUGAAAGCCAGAAACAGCAGCAGUUAAAUGAAGCAGCAAAAAACACUUCAGUUGUUAUCCAGAAUCCAGUGGAAGUUCCAAAGAGGGACUAUAGUGUACUACCUCUGUUAGCUGCCCCUCCACAAAUAGGGGAAAAAAUUGCCUUUAAGCUUUUGGAAUUAACUGAAAAUUACACUCCUGAAGUAUCUGACUACAAGGAGGGAAAAAUAAUCAGUUGGAAUGCUGAUAACAAACAGCUAGAGCUUGAGAUUCUUUCAUCUUCAGCAGUGGUGAAAGAGCCAGGAAAAUUUGAUCUGGUGUACCAGUCUGCAGAUGGAGCUGAAGUGAUAGAAUAUGCUGUUCCUCAGGAUACAAAGGUAACUGAAAGCUGGGGUGCACUGAUUGAACCAAGACUGAUCGUUGAACAUUCUCCUACUAAUGAAUCAACCACUGAGAACGUAAAACUCUAAGAUGUGAACUCAUUUUCCAUAUGUGUAAAUAAUUGUAUGGACUCACUGUUUUGUGAAGUACUUUCUUUUGGUUUUGAAGACAGCAAAUGCACUGGAUGUUUUUUAAUAAAUAAUUUCAAAAUGAAACUGUGUAUAAGGAACUAUAAAUACAGUUUUUCAAAGGGAAUUUUGGUGUAUUUAAUAUCAAAAAGUACAUUUGCCUCUCUUUUUAAAAUUGUUUUAAAUAAAACACUAGUUUUUCUGCCAAACAGCCAUGAGUUACAUAUUUAGGAAUUGCUUGCUAAUGGAUCUGAAAUACAGGAAUUCUUUUAAAAUCAUUAGCUCCAGGUAAGUUUAUUCUCUGUAAGGGUAUAGCAAUAUAACAAUACAAAGAUAACUUACUGUAAGGAGAACUUAAAAUAACAUUUAUAAUUCAUCACAAGUCCAAUUGCUAACCAUACACGUACUCCACUAUCUUCCUCCACUGCUGCAAGACUUGGCAUAAAUGCUAUUUCUUGCAGUUCUGUAGCACCUUCCAUCUGAACAUCUUAAAGGGCUUCAUAGAUGUUAAGUGCUUUUACCCUUAAGAGGUAGGUGGGUAUCCUCCCCUUGUAGAUGGCAAAAUUGAAAACCGUAUGUAAAGCAAGUGGCAGAACAAGGACUAGAACACUGAAAUCUAACACUCCUAGGCAGUGCUGCCUCCUAUGUGUAUUAUAUUAAUCUGUUUGCACUUCUUUAAAAAACUGUUCUGUUGCCGUUUGUGUUGAUCUGUUUGUGUCCUGAGUGCCCUUUCUUUCCUCCUUAAAUCCCACCUCAUUCAGUAUCUUCCAGUAAUACUCUGUUGUUGCUUUCUUCAUUAUUAUUGAUAUUGUGGUAGCACCUACGAGGCCUGAUUGUAUGCUGCUUAGAACAAUGGCACACAGACACAUAAAGAUGAUCCUUGUCCCAAAGACCAAAGUUUCAAACACAAGAAAACAGCUAGAUAUAGUAGACUCCUGAAAUAUUGUCUGUGUCAUAGGCUGCUUAUCUAGAUUUGUAAUCUUUUUGGGUUAGAGAACUUGCCUUAUCUAUAUUAUAACAUUGUGUAAAGUUACAAUAUCUUUUGAUUUUUUUACUGUGUAAAUACAGGACAUACUAAAACAUGUUAACAUUCUACAUGAUCAGUUCAAAUAUUUUUGGUUAUUUUUCA
Chelonoidis abingdonii (Abingdon island giant tortoise) is the source of this 3031-nucleotide messenger RNA. RefSeq names its product coilin (gene COIL). Lineage: Eukaryota; Metazoa; Chordata; Testudines; Testudinidae. Gene Ontology annotation, biological process: spliceosomal snRNP assembly. Gene Ontology annotation, molecular function: U1 snRNA binding; U2 snRNA binding. Gene Ontology annotation, cellular component: Cajal body. The record is from RefSeq and is a predicted model, not a curated record.